CCCCACCACUCACUUUUCUCUCUCACUUUCCAUUAUCUCCUUCUGGCCUUCUUCAAAAUGGUCUCACCCUCCCAAAAGAUUCUGGUAACCGGUGGUGCCGGUUUCAUAGGCACCCACACCGUCGUGCAGCUCCUCAAAGGAGGCUUCACUGUUUCAAUAAUCGAUAAUUUUGACAACUCCGUCAUGGAGGCGGUCGACCGGGUACGCCAAGUGGUGGGCCCUCAUCUUUCUCAGAACCUCGAAUUCACCCAGGGCGAUCUCAGGAACAGGGAUGACUUGGAAAGACUCUUUGCCAGAACCAAAUUCGAUGCCGUGAUCCACUUUGCUGGCCUCAAAGCGGUUGCGGAAAGCGUGGCCAAGCCACGUCGUUAUUUUGAUUUCAAUUUGAUCGGCACCAUCAAUCUCUAUGAAGUUAUGGCCAAGUAUAACUGUAAAAAGAUGGUUUUUUCAUCUUCUGCUACCGUUUAUGGCCAACCUGAAAAGAUACCGUGCGAGGAGGAUUUCAAGUUGCAAGCUAUGAAUCCCUAUGGACGGACCAAGCUUUUCCUUGAAGAAAUUGCCCGAGAUAUUCAGAAAGCUGAGCCAGAAUGGAAGAUCAUAUUACUGAGAUACUUCAAUCCAGUUGGGGCUCAUGAAAGUGGUCAACUCGGUGAAGAUCCCAAGGGCAUCCCGAAUAAUCUCAUGCCUUACAUUCAGCAAGUAGCUGUUGGAAGGUUGCCUGAACUCAAUGUAUACGGUCAUGAUUAUCCAACUAGGGAUGGCUCAGCGAUCCGGGACUAUAUCCAUGUGAUGGACUUAGCAGAUGGUCAUAUUGCUGCCUUGAGAAAGCUCUUUACACCGGAGAACAUAGGUUGUACCGCUUACAACCUGGGAACCGGUCGUGGAACAUCUGUGCUUGAAAUGGUUGCAGCAUUUGAAAAGGCUUCUGGCAAGAAAAUUCCAGUAAAGUUAUGUCCAAGAAGACCAGGAGAUGCCACGGAGGUUUAUGCAUCUACACAGAGAGCUGAGACAGAACUUAGUUGGAAGGCAAAAUAUGGUGUGGAGGAGAUGUGCAGGGAUCAGUGGAAUUGGGCAAAGAACAAUCCCUGGGGUUACACGGGGAAGCCUUGAAUCUUGAGAAAUAUUACUGCACAUCAAUGAAUGUUUUCCUCACAAAUAGGCAUCACUUUACAGAAUACUAUGUUGGUUGAUUUGUUUAGGCAGUUCAACAUAUAAUCUUAUAUGUUGGAUCCAUAAAAAUAUGGAAUUGAUUAAACUAUUAGUCGAAAAUAUUGAAAAUAAAAAGUACUUUUUAAUAUG
Messenger RNA from Vigna radiata var. radiata (mung bean), 1299 nucleotides. RefSeq names its product bifunctional UDP-glucose 4-epimerase and UDP-xylose 4-epimerase 1. Lineage: Eukaryota; Viridiplantae; Streptophyta; Magnoliopsida; Fabales; Fabaceae. The record is from RefSeq and is a predicted model, not a curated record. Gene Ontology annotation, molecular function: RNA binding; UDP-glucose 4-epimerase activity. Gene Ontology annotation, biological process: rRNA processing; galactose metabolic process. Gene Ontology annotation, cellular component: cytosol. The transcript is spliced from 9 exons. Bases 58 to 1110 code for a protein of 350 amino acids.